AAAUAAGACGACCUUUGGAUGUGCGAGAACGAUUAGAAGUUUAAAUCUAGAGUUUCUUUUACACGUACGUAUCUAUGUAUGUCUGUAUAUAUAUACUCUGAGCAACCAACGAGAGUACACAUUAGAAUGGCGUUACUCGUGAGUGUAUUGGCAUUGUUAUUCACUGUAACAACGGCUUACAAAAUUCCUCAUUAUGUUAACGGGCACGAUACUAUGGUCCAUCUCUUCGAAUGGAAAUGGAAAGAUAUUGCGGAUGAGUGCGAAAGAUUUUUGGGACCGAUGGGCUACGGUGGCGUACAGGUUUCACCGAUUCAAGAGAACGUAAUCAUACCUUCUCGGCCAUGGUGGGAAAGAUAUCAACCAAUAUCGUACUUAUGGAGAACGAGAUCUGGCAACGAGCAAGAAUUCAAGGACAUGGUACGAAGAUGUAACAAUGCUAAUGUAAGGAUAUACGUCGAUGUUGUAUUCAAUCACAUGAGUGGAACACACAAGGAUGCAAAAGGAACUGGGGGUUCAACAGCAGAUACUUACAAAUACGAUUAUCCUGCCGUACCAUAUUCGAUUAAAGAUUUUCAUUCUAAGUGUGAUAUAACGGAUUAUAGAAAUGCAAGUAAUGUACGCAAUUGCGAAUUGUUGGGUCUUCACGACCUUGAUCAAAGCAAAGAGUACGUGAGAGGAAAGAUCGUUGAUUUUUUGAACGCAGCUAUCGACGCUGGGGUAGCCGGUUUUAGGAUCGAUGCAGCAAAACAUAUGUGGCCAAAGGAUUUAGCAGUUAUUUAUUCGAGAAUUAAGAAUCUUAACACGGAACAUGGAUUUGAACCUCAUUCAAAGCCAUAUAUUUUCCAAGAGGUUAUAGAUUAUGGUGGCGAGGCGAUAUCAAGAACAGAAUAUGAGUUCGCUGCGGUGACGGAAUUCCGACAUGGUCGCGAAAUCGGUAAUGCUUUAUUUGGCAAAAAUGAUUUGAAAUGGUUUGUUAACUGGGGUGAAGCUUGGGGUCUCAUGCCUUCGGCUGAUGCUUUGGUAUUCAUUGACAAUCACGAUACUCAACGUGCCGAUGGUACACUCAAUUACAAAUUUUCCAAGUUGUACAAGAUGGCCGUAGCCUUUAUGUUGUCUCAUACUUAUGGUACACCACGAGUCAUGAGUUCUUAUCAUUUUAAUAAUUUCAACGAUAAUCCACCAGCGGAUUUAAGUGGAAAUAUCAUUUCUCCGAUUAUCAAUAAAGACGAUACUUGCGGAAAUGGUUGGGUAUGUGAGCAUCGUUGGAGACAGAUAUAUAAUAUGGUGCGUUUCCGAGUUGCAGUUAACGGUACAACGUUAAAUCAUUGGUGGGACAACGGUAGCAAUCAGAUCGCAUUUUGUCGUGGCAAUCGUGGAUUCAUUGCGAUCAAUGCCAACAGUUGGGACUUGAAAAGAACCUUCGACAGUUGCUUACCUACUGGCAGAUAUUGCGACGUCAUUUCUGGAAAUCUUGUGAAUGGCAGAUGUACAGGUAAAGUGGUUGAAGUUACAGCCGAUAAAAAAGCGUACAUCGAAAUCCUUUCGGGAGAGGAAGAUGGAGUUUUGGCCAUUCAUAUUAACGCCAAAGAAAACUGAAAGAAAUCAUAUGUCCUAAAACAUAUACGAUGGAAUUCUCUUUACUUUAAAUUAUUUAACGAUCAUAUUAUAUCAACAUUAAUUAAUUAAUCUAUGCGAUAAAUCGAAUUAAAAUAAUUCAUAUUAUUUCGCUCGAAUCCUGUAAUUGGGUCAAAAAGGAAGGCCAUUGGUAUCUUUCAACAAAUAUAUUGUAACAGAAACAA
Molecule: messenger RNA, 1799 nt
Organism: Vespa crabro (European hornet)
Lineage: Eukaryota; Metazoa; Arthropoda; Insecta; Hymenoptera; Vespidae
Product: alpha-amylase-like
Exons: 5
Coding region: 79-1596 (505 amino acids)
Biological process (GO): carbohydrate metabolic process
Molecular function (GO): alpha-amylase activity; cation binding
Source: RefSeq, a predicted model, not a curated record